AUGGCACAACACGGUUUCGGCCAGAUGGGCGGCGCUGGCACAAACAUCAACCCCGACGAUCUGGCCAUGGGUGGUGCUUUCAACCCGUCUUUCCAGGGCAACUUCAGCUCCAAUCAGAACGCUCACGGGGCCGGCUUUUCCAGCGGGUCAGCCCUGAUCUCUGAUGACGACCUGUUCGAUACUCUUGCCAGCCCUUCCGGUGCUCAGUCUGGUAUGUCCACUGGUGGCCAUGACUUUUCCAGCCUCUCCAAUCUCGGCAUGUCUGGAGCCUAUGCGCAGGCGAUGUUCUCCCCCCAGCACAGCCUCCCACUCGAUCAUUCGCGUAUGAACGGCUUCUCGAACACACCCGAGGGCGAUCCCAUACAAAGCCCUUUCGCAAAUAGCAUGAGCCAGUACCGUCCCGUACAACACGCACAGGCCUUUGGAUCUCUACAGUCGCCUGGUGGUGGCUUUGCGGGCUCGCCACUUACCGCCUCGGAUUUUGCAAACGAUGGGUCUGAUGCAGCUUUCCUGAAAUCCCGCCAUCGCAUGUCCCAGUCUAUGCCUCGCAAAAAUACCACGGCGCGGAGCCCCAUGGCAGUCAAAACGGCUUCUAUCUCCACUGCUAUCCCUCCUGCUUCCUCUGAGUUUGUCGGUUCCCCUCAACCGAUUCGGACAAAUGGCUCAAACCACGAGAAAUCGCACUCUGGCCAGUGGGCUCAGACUCCAAAUAGCCUUUCGUCCUUUCCCGGCUCGGGUUUCUCUUCCCCUAUGCAGCCGGGUGGCCUUCAUAGUGCACAGAUCAACGAGCUUCUUUUGAAAGGUGGAACUUCUAUGCCGGCCAAACUGGGUACGCCCAUAAACACCUCGCAGGAGGCGAAGAGAAAACGGCGGAGGGAAUCGCAUAAUCUAGUUGAGCGCCGCCGCCGGGACAACAUCAAUGAGCGUAUACAAGAUCUUAGCAAACUUGUCCCGAGUCACCGGUUGGAUGAUGAGAAGAUCAAAAAGCUCAUUACUACUGGCACCCCCCUAUCACCUACCCUUACAGGCCUAUCCAACCCGUCUCAGGCAACAUCUGGGCUUGCUGGUCCCGGCGCAAGACGCGCUGCCGGAAGCACAGCUGGUAAUAUCACUACCGGUCUACCUGUUGAAGAGAAAGACAAAGGCCCCAACAAGGGUGACAUUCUCAAUGGGGCGGUAAGCUGGUGCCGUGAUCUCAUGUGGUUGUUAGACAAAUAUGUCUCUCGUCAGGAGGAGCUGAUAGAGUUCUUUAACGAUCGUGGCGAGUCCAUGCCUUUCUCCAUCAACGACGAUGAGCGUCGUAUGACGUCAGAAUUGAUGACCGCUAUGCGCAAUCCCGACGCUGAUGGGGAGAAGAAGCACUUUACUUAUUCUCGCACUAAUGGCUCCGGCCUGCGGGUGCCUGACUACACCGAUUACAAAGGCGAUCCGUUGGACGGCUCAGGUCGGACUGAAGGGAUAUCCAUGGAACCCGGCAUUGGCAACGACGGUGUGGCUCUUGAUUUUGUGGAGCAGGGUGACUUCUGGGCCGACGACGACGAGAACGGCGAAAUGGAAUUCAAAGAAGAAGACGAGUUCAUGGAUCUCACCUGA
This is a messenger RNA of Grosmannia clavigera kw1407, 1593 nucleotides long. Its product is annotated as hlh transcription factor. The transcript has a single exon. Lineage: Eukaryota; Fungi; Ascomycota; Sordariomycetes; Ophiostomatales; Ophiostomataceae. Gene Ontology annotation, biological process: regulation of transcription by RNA polymerase II. The record is from RefSeq and is a predicted model, not a curated record. Bases 1 to 1593 code for a protein of 530 amino acids. Gene Ontology annotation, molecular function: DNA-binding transcription factor activity, RNA polymerase II-specific; protein dimerization activity; RNA polymerase II cis-regulatory region sequence-specific DNA binding.